GGACUUCAAGGCUCCAGGCAGGUGCCAAGGUUCCGAGCAGGUUCCUGUCUGGAAUUUCCAGGUUAACCCGCCUCCCGCCCGCCCUGGUCGGCCCUAGCACUUACCGGGCAGACUUGGAAAAGUCUCUGAGAAGUGCGGAGGCGGAGGUGGUGGGGGCUCUGCCACUUUCUCCCGGGCCGGCAGCAGCUCAUCAGCUUCCAGCCCACCCUCUGGGCGUCGGCCGCUUGGCUCGGGGUUGUUUCGGGCGGCAGUGGCGGCGGCGGCAGCGGCGGCGGCGAGCUCCUGGGGCCCGUAGAAAGCGUCGGGCGGCUCCGCGAAGCUGGGCAGCGCGGUGGUCAGCGCCACCAUCGAGGGCACAGCCUGACCCAGCCCCGCGCAGAAGGUGUUGACUAGACUGAAGAUUCACUGAGGGCAGGAGCGUGUCUCGUUCCCAGCAGGGCAUGAAGCACCUGAAACCUGGGGACCCGGAAGCACACAGUGAACAAAGUGGAUGCGAUCAAAUAGAAUUUCCAUCAAAAUCCAACAACAGGACUCUCUCGGGCAAGUCAUCCGCGGGAGUCGGGAUUCCCUGGGAGCAGAGCUCCAAACUCUUUCCCGCACCAGCGAGCCCGCACUUGCAUGAUACCCAGACCUGCGCUCGACCUGGCCCCAGAUCCCCUUGCCAGGGGCCACAGCCUCUGAGAUGCUUCCUAGGCGGCUCCAGUGCCAUCUCCCCAACAACGGCCUUCUGCUUCCCGUUACUUCCUCGUCUUCCCCAUCUUAGCAUCUGGCACCACCGUCCAGGGGUCCAAGCCAAAAACCUGCGAGUCGCCCUAGACAGCGCUAUUCUGCAGCCUCCUACAUCCCCCCCAGCGGCGGCCCCCCGGUUCUUCCCAGGGAUCCCGAAUCUCGCCCACCGCGACCGCCUCUGGCCUGGACCACCGCCGCAGGUGCCCCUCGACCCACGCCCGCAGCCAGGGCGGUCCGUCCUGCCACUCCUACUGAUCUGCUCUACUCAGAUGCAGAAACGUGAGCCCAGAGAGGAAAGAGACUUACGUUCCACAAGUUAAUGGCAGAGUUAAGACCAGAACCUGUGUCAUGGAACUUUCAACUCAGCGCUCUUGCGGCCAGAGCUAAAUUUAAGGAAGGAGCAGAUAAAAGAGGCAGGAACCAGGCAUGCUUCUGGUGCUCCCUGACUUACCGUGUCAGGCAAUAGGCAGAACUGGUUCUGUUUUUCUAAACCUGGGCCUUUCGCUGUCACCUGAGCCAUGGUUACCCUCUGCGAUGGGCCAUCCCACAUACCCCUCCUUCCGGUGGCUCUCCUGCCUCCUCACCUUCCCACCCCAAGGGUUCCCGUGCCUUCCUGCUCAACUCUCUGCACUGCCUCCAUGUGCACCCUGCUCCUCCUUUAGGCCUUUUCUAACGCGUUCUCACCUGGUAGUCAUUGUGUCAUUUCAUGGAGCUGGCAAGCUUGGGACCCCUUAGCAGCCGGCUGAUGCCAAAGGGGAACGU
This is a messenger RNA of Pongo pygmaeus (Bornean orangutan), 1491 nucleotides long. RefSeq lists its product as uncharacterized. The record is from RefSeq and is a predicted model, not a curated record. NCBI's taxonomy places the organism in Eukaryota, Metazoa, Chordata, Mammalia, Primates, Hominidae. The coding region runs from base 441 to 1049 and encodes 202 amino acids. The transcript is spliced from 3 exons.